This is a messenger RNA of Prunus armeniaca (apricot), 498 nucleotides long. Lineage: Eukaryota; Viridiplantae; Streptophyta; Magnoliopsida; Rosales; Rosaceae. The record is from the annotation of a GenBank genome assembly.
AUGGCUUCUUCCACACUAGGCUUCACUUUCUCACCUGCUUCCCAUAGGGUGCAACUGAGAGUGGAAAGUUCAAUGCUUUCCAAUUGCUCCUUUAGGCCGCAGGUAAUUUCCCGAAUGCAGAAAGAUGGCAGCGGCCGGCGAGUGUGGCGGCGAAGGAAAUUGACAAAGAAGGAUGACAUGUUGCGAUACAAGAUGGAGAGAGUACCUUUUCUUGAGGAGCAGGUUCGGAAGGUAAAGGACGGAGGACAGCUCUUGGGAAUGGAUAUCGAGAGACUACUCCUAUCAGAGGAUAACCGGUUUGAUUUUGUCAAUGAUAUAGCGGCCGAGGCUAGCGAGUAUGUCGAGAACAACCGAGAUGAGUAUGGGGGCAAGAAGAAAGCCAUCCUUCAAGUGAUAAGUAACCGGGUGAAUGAUGCUGGGUUUUUUAGACCAGAGGCAUAUGAAGAAUCUGACCCCUUCAAGCCAGGCCCUUCUUAUUUGAAAGAAGAAUUUACUUGA